This is a messenger RNA of Megalobrama amblycephala (Wuchang bream), 2963 nucleotides long. RefSeq lists its product as uncharacterized. The transcript has 11 exons. The record is from RefSeq and is a predicted model, not a curated record. Gene Ontology annotation, biological process: positive regulation of cell-substrate adhesion; extracellular matrix organization. Gene Ontology annotation, cellular component: extracellular matrix. The coding region runs from base 349 to 2265 and encodes 638 amino acids. Gene Ontology annotation, molecular function: protein binding; collagen V binding; heparin binding. NCBI's taxonomy places the organism in Eukaryota, Metazoa, Chordata, Actinopteri, Cypriniformes, Xenocyprididae.
AUCAAAACAAAUGCCUAAUUUUUGAAUGCUGAAUCUGUCCAGUCAUAAAAAGUCAUGGUAGCUAUCCAUAUACAGUGCAAAACGGUUUAUUGUUUAAUUGUCAUGUUGUUCUGUGGAAAUUGCACCUACUGUGAAGUGGGUCAUUAGUAGCCUAAGCUUAUGAGUUCACAUCAAAUACUUUGGUUUACUGUCCAUCAUGAAGGGUUUGAUACAAUAGACGUAAAUUGAUACAUGUGGUGUAAGGACGCGCAGUGUAACAGCAAUGAGUGAUUUUAGUGGCUGAGGGAAAACGAGAAAAAGGAAGAGGAGAGAGACAGAGGAGCUCCAGGCGCUUCUUGUCCGCUGAGGAUGCGCUUCGAGUAUGAUAACCCUUUCCUUCCAGGGCGUAGCAGCCAGUGCUUGGUGAAUGGGAUUUCUCUGUUUGAGGGGGCUGUCUGGUCUCCAGAGCCGUGCAGUGUGUGCCAGUGUAAAGGUGGAGCAGCGAGCUGCCGAACCAUCCCCUGCCCGGCCAGAGCUUCACCCACCCUGAAGUCUGUGGCCAGUAAGACCAGUCCAGCAUCUGUGGGGAAAACAAGCUUGAAAAACAGACUGACAGGAAAUGGAAAACCACCUGUGGGGACAGAGGUUCUGGAGGUGAAGCCAAAGAAGAACAAGGUGGUGAUCACCCUAGCGAAAGAACCACCCUCAAAUGUCCCUAAGAAGCAAGUAAAGAAAAACCAGGAGGUGAGUCUGAAUCCUGGAAAACCACCUAAGACCCCUGUAAUACCCACAGGACCUCAGUUUAUGAGACCUAUCCAUUUUGAUAAUGACGACCACGAUGAUGACGACUAUCUAGAGGACGACAGUGACAGCGAUGAUGAUGACGAUAAUAACAGCAGUAUUUCAGUGUUCAGAUCUGCUGUUCGUCCUGUAGCAAUUGAUAGACGAGUAAUGCCACCCACAUUUAAACCGGCUGCACCACGAGCAGAACCGGCAUUUGCUCUUCCGACAAGAAGAUCUGUGAUCCUGCCUGCUGGAAGGCCACUGCCAGCCCCCAGUGGGCGACCGGUGGAUCGAGAUAUUGGCCGUCCAGUCUUCCGCACCUCUGUUCAUAUGGAGUCUCUUCCAGCUGGCUGCUUGCUUUCAGAGUCUCUUAUUGCUUGUGGAAACACUCGCCUUACCCAAAUGCCCAUCAUCAGAGAUCCAGGGGUCAGAAGUCUCUUUCUAGCAGAUAACAAAAUCAGCAAGAUCCCAGCACAUGCUCUAGCAGGUCUUCCCAACUUGGAGUGGCUGGACCUCAGCAAGAACAAGCUGGAUGAUUUCUCUUUGGGACCGAAUGUGUUUCAGAACUUGACGAAGCUCAGGAGGUUGAACCUUGAUGGAAACAACUUCACUAAAGUGCCGGCUCUCCCUCCCUCACUGGUGGAGCUGAAGAUCAACGAUAAUAAACUCAGUGGUCUCACUCCCCACAGCUUUAAGGGUCUGUCACAGCUGCUGACACUGGAGUUAGAGGAUAAUUAUUUCCAUGAUGGAAAUGUCUCUCCUCUGGCCUUCAAACCUCUGAAGAGGCUGAUUUACCUCAGGCUAGAUGACAAUAAGUUCAGAGCUAUUCCCUCUGGUCUGCCUGCUUCAGUACAGGAGCUGCAUCUGUCUGACAACAAGAUAGAGGUGGUACAUUCAGGGCUCCUCAACAAAACCACCAAUCUAAGAGUCCUGGACCUCAGCCAAAACCGAAUCCGAGAAGACCGCAUUCAUCCAAGAGCGUGGAUACACUUGCUAAAACUGGAGUAUUUGGACCUUUCCCACAAUAAGCUGGUUCACGUUCCUUCUUUCUUGCCGGUUGGUCUGCGUCAACUCAUCCUGCAUCAUAACCAAAUUGAGCGCAUUCCUGGCUAUGUGUUUGGCCACCUGCGGCCUGGUCUGGACUCGCUACAGCUGUCUUACAACCGUCUGCGUGAAGACGGGAUAAAUGAAGUGUCCUUCAUGGGUCUGUACAACUCACUGACCGAACUUCUGUUGGACCAUAAUCAGCUCAGAUCAAUCCCACGAGGCAUCCUUCAGUUAAAGACUCUGCAGCACCUGAGACUGAACCACAACUACAUCAGCUACAUCACUAUGAACUCAUUGUGUGACACUUCGGCCCGUGAGGACUCCCUGCUGGUGUCUGUUCACCUGGAGUACAACCUGAUCGACCGCCGCCUCAUUCCACCCACAGCCUUCUCCUGCAUCAAAACCUACCAGAGCGUCCUCCUGCGGCCCCAGAGAUAUGAAGAGCACCAGAAAUGAAAGCCUUACAGAGCGUACUCUUUCAAGUUUACACAGCAUCAUAAUUCAGAGAUUUAAGUGAAAUGAUGAUACAGAUGCAGUUCCCUUUUUACACUAGAGGCCUUUAAUUUGGUCUUAGUUGUGUUUUAGGGAUAUUCUGACAGUCUUUUCUCUGUCUCAUUGGGGCCACACAUGCACAUGCAUUUUUUGUGCCUUACUGCACCUAAAAUCUACUGCAGACAUUUGUUGUUUGAUUUAAGCAUUGACUGUGUUUAUGCUUUAACAGAUUUAUAGUGAUCUGUUAUUACACAGAUUUACAUGAUGCUAAAUGUCCAUCUUUUCUAUUGCAGCUGGCAUCAUAUUUUUGUGUAUGUCUGUAAUAGUUGCUUUUCAUUAUCAUAUCUAAUGUCUGUCUUUUUGGUUUGUUUAACACCUGUAUGUCUGCAAUUUAAAAUUUCUUUUAAAUCAAACUUACACGUGCAAGUUUUUUAAGUAUAUGCAAUAGUUGUUUUUUAAUUAUAUAUAUAUCAACUUAAUACAUUAUUUAUUUCUUGAUUGAACUGCAUUGCGUAACAUUUUUAUUUUAAUACCGUUUUAACAUGGUUUUCAGUAGCAACAGGUUUAUAAUUUUACAAUUCAGUUGUGUUACUGUGUGUUGUCUGUACUUUUGUAUUCUCUCUGUUACAAACUACAAUAAAGUUGAAAGGUGACAGAAUUUA